AUGGCACCAAAGAGAUAUUUUAAGGAUGCCAAAGAUCUUAAUAUGACAGAAGAUGACUUUGACUUAACCCUGUCCCUCCUACUCGACGCCUGUCAAUCACGACUGGACAUAAAGUACCAUCAUGAUCCUUUAUCAGUACGCUUCUACAAUCAAUACUUCAACAAGUAUCUGGUACGUCUGUACUACUUCUUUAUGACUGCAAAUCUCUUCACCAUACUUCUGGAAGAGCCAGCAGCCAUUUUAUUCCACGGUAAACCGCUGCCUUACUACAUCCCCCUUAUCGUCAAUGUCAUUUGUGAGCUCUACUUCUUCUUCCGUUGGCUGCACAUUUUUGUUGUGGCUGACUUCGACUUGAUGAAGAAAAACAUUUCCUUUUGGAUGUCAGCAGUUUUUAUUGCCCUCAUGACUGCGGACGACAUCACCUAUGUAACUCAACACUGUUUAAAGUACAAAAAUCCCAUUCGUUGGUCUCGCCUCUUGAGACCGGCCCUUCUGCUUACCUUUCCUGAAAAUAAGCGCAUCAGAGGAGCUUUUGAGAAUAUCCGAUGCACCGCCCAGGAUGUGCUUUCCGUCUUCGCCAUGUUUAUGGCAAGUCUGCUCUUCGUGAGUGUGGUGACCCUGAAGGUGAUCGACGCCAAAGACAUGAUCAACCUGGACAAUGAGCCCUACAUUCCCAACUUCGGUGAGAUUGCUUGGGAGCUCUACGUCCUCACCACAACUUCCAACUCGCCGGAUAUAAUUAUCCCGGCGUACGAAAAACACAACGCCUACAUAGCCAUCUACGUGUGGGUGUGUGUUGCAUGCAAUUGGCUUUUCAUGGGCAUUCUAACAGCCUCUGUUUACAACGCCUACAAGGGCCAUUUAGGCGAGAAUGUGCUCAAGAGUUUGGUGAAACGAAAGAACAUCCUUGAUAGGGCAUUUCACAUACUACAGUCGGUGGAGACUGAGGGAAGAGUGUCAAGGGAGAUUUUUAUAGCUCUCCUUCAACGAGUUACUCCAAACAGGUCUGAGAACUCUAUUGCUCUCAUUUAUGAUAUCCUCGAUGGCAGAAAGGCUGGCAUCAGUCAGGUGGAGUUUGCUCGCCUCACCGAAUACAUGCAAUUAAAUUUCAGAGAAGUAGUUAUUAGCAGAAAAAACUUUGAACGCUACCUACCACACUUUUACAAAAUUUACGUGUCCAAGUGGUACCAGGUGAUCGUGAAGGUCAUCCGAAGCAAGCCGUCGCAGAUCUUCUUUGACAUAAUGGUCAUCCUGAAUGGAAUCACUCUAGUAGUUGCAGAUGAUACACCCUACGAGGACUACUUUGAAUGGACUUUUACAGCAAUAUUCGCUUUGGAAAUCCUUCUUAAAUACCUCGCUUCAGGAGGUGUGAACUUCUUCCAAGAAAAGUGGAACAUAUUUGACAUGAUUAUUGUGAUUGGUGCAUUUGCAGGUCAAUUUAUUAAUCUCCUCCUGCAAUGGUCGAGUAUUGAGGCACCCUCGUCACUGAGUCAGGCCUUCCUUUUGCUCCGUCUUUUUCGCCUCUUAAAAAUAAUUGGUCAGGUGGCCAUAUUUCGAUGCAUUAUCAACUGUAUCAUCAUCAUUCUGCCGUCCUUGUGUGCCUACGCAGCCAUCCUACUCAUACUCUUCUACAUAUUCACCUGUGUUGGAAUGGAGCUAUUUAAUGGACUGCUGGUGAUACCAAGUGGAUACAAUUACACUGCAGAUGAUGCCUGCAAAAACAGCAAACUUGUUGGAAGCUCAUUCCUCCAGUUACACUACUGCGAUCUUCACUUCAAUGAUGCAGCAUCCAGCUUUGUGACAUUGUUCGUACUCAGUGUGGGCAACAAUUGGCACAUUAUCACAGACGGAUUCACACGCAUCACAAAUAAGUCAUACCGUCUCUACUUCCUCUGUGUGCACUGGAUGUGCGUGCUUUUGGUGUUAAACAUUGUCUUGGCCUUCAUUAUCGAGGCCUUCUUGAUUGAGUACGAUCCACAAGAAAGUCGUUUUGAAGAGUUUAUUCGAGAGCGUAUGAGAGAGCUCGGCGUGGACGCAGAGACAGAAUUGGAGAAGCGUGGACUGGAGCGUUACCGAGAUAGCGACUUCUAUGUGACACGAGAGCAACUUGAUGCAGCAUUUCCUCCUCACCUCCCUGACAUACCAUUCUCUGCUUUCUUCUUCAUUCCUGAUAGUGCGUCUAUUGAAUUGCUGAUGUUCCGCAUGUUCGAAACUGAGAUCGAGGCUAUUGCCACAAACUAUCACGAAAGACGGACAAUUCGUGUGAAUGCGCCAAACCUUUAG
Messenger RNA from Hydatigera taeniaeformis, 2283 nucleotides. Lineage: Eukaryota; Metazoa; Platyhelminthes; Cestoda; Cyclophyllidea; Taeniidae. The record is from the annotation of a GenBank genome assembly.